Molecule: messenger RNA, 1499 nt
Organism: Asparagus officinalis (garden asparagus)
Lineage: Eukaryota; Viridiplantae; Streptophyta; Magnoliopsida; Asparagales; Asparagaceae
Product: probable 1-acylglycerol-3-phosphate O-acyltransferase
Exons: 9
Coding region: 85-1293 (402 amino acids)
Molecular function (GO): A2-type glycerophospholipase activity
Source: RefSeq, a predicted model, not a curated record
UAUAUUUUCUCUGCGUUCCCCUCAUCGAGAAGCAAACGGAGAAUCCAGACGGUUUGGAUACAGCCUCAAAUUUUCUGAGAUUGAAUGAGCAGAUUUGCGACGGCGAGAAUGGCGGAGGGAAUUAGCAGAGGAUCGGCGGUGCCGGAGGCGACUGCGGCGGCGAAAUCUUCGUCGUCGUCGAGAUGGAGCUGGCCUUCGUUGCUCCGGUGGAUCCCGACCUCCACCGAUCACAUCAUUGAAGCGGAGAAGAGAUUGCUCUCGAUCGUCAAAACUGGAUACGUACAGGAGCAGGUAAAUAUUGGUUCUGGACCACCUGGAUCAAAAGUUAGAUGGUUCAGGUCGUCCAGUGAUCAACCAAGAUUCAUACAUACAAUCACAUUUGAUAGUAAAGAAGACUCUCCAACACUUGUAAUGGUUCACGGCUAUGGUGCUUCUCAAGGCUUCUUCUUCCGGAACUAUGAUGCCCUAGCUAGUCAUUUUCGAGUGAUCGCUAUUGAUCAGCUUGGUUGGGGUGGCUCAAGUAGACCUGAUUUUACAUGUAAAAGCACAGAAGAAACUGAGGCUUGGUUCAUCGAUUCUUUUGAGGAAUGGCGUAAGGCCAAAAAUAUCAGUAAUUUCAUAUUGCUUGGACAUUCUUUUGGUGGCUAUGUAGCUGCAAAAUAUGCUCUAAAGCACCCUGAACAUGUCAAACAUUUGAUUUUAGUAGGUUCUGCUGGCUUUUCUUCAGAAUCAGAACAUCAAUCAGAAUGGCUAACCAAAUUUAGGGCCACGUGGAAGGGUGCUGUUGUAAAUCAUCUUUGGGAGUCUAAUUUUACUCCUCAAAAGAUUAUACGAGGCUUCGGCCCAUGGGGCCCAGAUUUAGUACGGAAAUAUACUAGUGCUAGAUUUGGUUCUCACUCGACUGGUACCAUGUUAACAGAGGAAGAGACCAGAUUACUUACAGAUUAUGUAUACCAUACUUUAGCUGCCAAAGCAAGUGGCGAAUUGUGUUUGAAGUAUAUAUUUUCAUUUGGAGCAUUUGCACGGAAACCUCUUCUACAAAGCGCAUCAGAGUGGAAAGUCCCCACUACCUUCAUUUACGGCUAUCAGGACUGGAUGAACUAUCAAGGCGCUCAGCAAGCUCGGAAGGACAUGAAAGUACCGUGUGAAAUUAUAAGGGUUCCUCAGGGUGGGCACUUUGUGUUUAUAGAUAAUCCAUCAGGAUUCCACUCCGCGGUGUUCCAUGCUUGCCGGCGGUUUCUCAAGGAUCUUGCUGAUGACCAACCCCUUCCUGAGGGCCUUACGUCUGCAUAAGCUACUCCGGAGCAUAUUGUUUUACGAAAAUAUAUGUGAUAUAAUAUAUGUACAUUGUUCGUUGUACUUAAAUAAUUCUCAAAUCCAGCUAUUGUUGUCGGAAGCAACAUCUGAGCUAAAUUAUUAGAGUAAAUAGUUCAAGUGCCGUUGAGGUAUGUAAAAUGGUUUUCUUCUUGGUGUUUAGCGAGGCAUGCAUCGGUGCUGCA